Messenger RNA from Passer domesticus (house sparrow), 1809 nucleotides. RefSeq names its product transmembrane protein 233 (gene TMEM233). The coding region runs from base 315 to 650 and encodes 111 amino acids. NCBI's taxonomy places the organism in Eukaryota, Metazoa, Chordata, Aves, Passeriformes, Passeridae. Gene Ontology annotation, cellular component: membrane. The record is from RefSeq and is a predicted model, not a curated record. The transcript has 3 exons.
GGCUCAAGUCCUUCAGCUGCAGGGCCAGAAGAAGUUCCGUAGGGGCCGGACCAGCCGCCGGCUUCGCGCUGCGGCAGCGCCGGGGCCGCUCCCGGGACCCGCGGGGCCGGGCGCUGGGAGCCUCGGCUCGCUGCGCUUCCCACGGCUCCCCGCGAUCCCAGCCCCGCGCCGAGACCCGCGGCAGCCCCCCCGCCCCGCCCGGCCCGGCCCGGCCCGGCCCGGCCCGGGGCGGCUCCCUUGGCUCGGCGCCGCUCGGUCCCGCCCGCCCGCAGCGCUGGGCUUUCCGCGCCGCCCGCCCGCCGCACCGCAGCCCCAUGUCCGCGCUCCCCGCCGGCGCCGACAUCAAGCGGGCUCUGGAGAACAGCCCCGAGACCAACAUCGAGGAUGAGCUGCCCGACGGGCCGCCGCAGCCGCGGCCCAAGAGCUACCUGCUCCUCAGCAUCCUCUCCUGCUUCUGUCCCGCCUAUCCCGUCAACAUCGUCGCCUUCGUGUUCGCCGUCAUGGCUCUGAACAGCUACAACCAAGGGGACAUAGAAGGCUCCAAGCGGCUGGCUCGCAACGCGCUCUGGGUGGCCGUGGCCUCCAUCAUCAUCGGCCUCGUCAUCAUCGGCAUCUUCUGCGUGGUUCACUUCACAACGCAUGCUAUCUGAAGACCAGGACUGCACUUGGAUGAUAUCAACAUGUAAACCUCUGGAGGGGGAAAAAGAAGAGAUGGAAACCAUUCCAGACUGUUAGCUCUGACCCUACAAGUCUGCAGAGGCAUGUUGCUGGUGAAUGAACUGAUAGCCCAGUUAGUUAAUCAGCAUGGCGUGACCAGGUUUUCAAAAUUAUUUAUUUAUAAGACAUCUCAGUAUAAAGCAGCAUUUUCUCUUUUACCCUAAUGCAUAAUGAGAUUUGCCCUAAAAAACAAAUCCCUUUUCUUUCUCUUUUCCAUGGAAUGUAUGCUGGAUCUGUGAUGCUCCCUGGCUGACCCCAGCCAGACAAAGCCAACCUAUCCAGACUGUUUGUAGUGCACAGUGUAAGAUCUGAUGCACAGCCCACUGAAGCUAGUAGGAGAACUCCUGUUACUUCUGGCAGAUUUUGGAUCAGGCCAUUAAGGAUUUUUUCAUUACUUUAAAAUAGUCUCAACAUGAUACAACUGUACCCAUGGGUUUGUGAUUUUAUCCUGCUCUGUGAUUUUAUAAUGCCGUGGGCACACUCUGACUCAGCAGCUGCUUUCUUUUGUCAUCCUCAGCUUUUAGAACUUUACCUUGGAUUUUUAAACACCUGGGACCGAUUUCAAUCACUUGAUUAUUAAGAGAGACUCUUCUUCCAUAGCAUCCAUGUUUUUAUUAAUGAUUUAUUUUUGUUUUGUUGUCUUUCAUUGUUGCACUCCCUUGACUUAGCUCCUGUCCCGCAUUAAAUUUGCACUGAUCAUAUUUUCCUCUUUAAACCUCACAUAUGUAAAAAGUUCCUAUUUUUUUAUCUGACAAAAGAUCUUCUUUUUAAACAGACGUCCUUCAUCCCUUUGUUGUUGUGCUUCUAGCAAGGCACAUCGUUUCAUUGUGUUCUGCUUUGUUCAUGUGGGUUUUGUUCAGCUCAUCCUCUCAUCUCUGUGACUGGUCUGUGUAUCACUGCAGUUAGAGAUGGACAGACUUCUGCCCCUCUGCCUAGUUACAGACACACUUCCUGAUCCUUAGACACUGCUCAGAGAGCAGCCUCAGGUUCCAGAAUUGAUGGCCUCUAAAUUGCUGCCAUUUCUUGAUAACUUGUGAAAAUCUAGCAUGGGACAGCUGGUUUUAUUAGCUGUUUCACAGAAUACAAUUGUUU